CAUUUCUUCAGAGGGCGAGGCGGUAAUGUACUACAAUUCCCAUGAGCUCCUGCAUUGGGCGCGGGAACGCGGGUGCGCAUGCGCGUGACGUAUUAAAUUUCAGCCGGGAGAAUCAAAGUAACGAAAAGCAAAACAGUUCAUUGAUUCCGACAUUCGUGGACGAAGCCGACAUGCAGAGAAAUAGUCGCCUGAAACGUGAGCUGCAGAUGCUCAGUACCGAGCCACCGCCUGGAGUUUCCUGCUGGCAAGUGGACGAGAGAGUGGAGGAGCUGCAGGCCCAAAUUGUUGGUGGUGUCAAUACUCCAUAUGAUGGUGGCCUGUUUACACUGGAAAUAAAGAUCCCUGACAGGUAUCCAUUUGAACCCCCCAAAAUGCGCUUCCUGACUCCCAUCUACCAUCCCAACAUUGAUAACGCAGGCCGGAUUUGUCUUGAUGUAUUGAAAAUGCCACCGAAGGGAGCAUGGAGGCCCUCACUGAACAUCUCCACAGUGCUGAGCUCAGUACAGCUUCUGAUGGCGGAACCGAACCCAGACGACCCGUUAAUGGCAGAUAUCUCCUCAGAAUUGAAAUACAACAAAGCCGCAUAUUUGGAGAAAGCACAAAGAUGGACCGCGAAACAUGCAGUGCAAAAGAACGAGGGUUCUGUGGAAACAGAAAAGAACAUUCUUGAAGAUAGGAGCAAUAAAACUGCACUAAAGAGAGACACAUGUCCAGCACAAGAGAACCUGGAACCUGCAAAAAGACUCUGCACAUAGUAUGAGUUGUCCUAGUCCCUAUUUGUGUUUAUGUACGUUUUGUGUUUUUAUUUUUAUUUUAGUGUUAAUAAAAUCUUAAUAAAUAAUUUUACAAUUA
Molecule: messenger RNA, 852 nt
Organism: Silurus meridionalis
Lineage: Eukaryota; Metazoa; Chordata; Actinopteri; Siluriformes; Siluridae
Gene: ube2t
Product: ubiquitin-conjugating enzyme E2T (putative)
Exons: 7
Coding region: 42-755 (237 amino acids)
Source: RefSeq, a predicted model, not a curated record